AUGAAGUUCACUGGAAUCGUCGCUUCCCUGGCUGUUGCCAGCUCUGCCUCUGCUCUGGCCAUCCCUCAGACCCCUGUUGAUGCCACCCUGAGCAAGCUGAACAAUGCUCUCAACAAUGUUGAGGGUCUCGUCGGUGGUCUCCUCGGCGGCGUUUGCGAGGAGGUCGACCUCACCCAGGUUCAGACCGAGCUCAUCACCAUCAAGGGCCAGCUGACCAAGCUCGUCCCUGUCUCUGCUGCUACCAAGCGUGAUGUCAUGGGCACGGCUAACAAUGUUGCUACGCCCGUCACCGGUGCCGCCGGUAGCGAAGUCGGCAAUGUUGAGGGUGCUGUUCAGCCCGUCACCAAUGUCGCUGGCGGCGCAGUCAACACCGUUGAGGGUGUUGCUAAGCCUGUCACCGAUGUUGCCGGUGGCGCUGUUGGCACCGUCAAGAACACUGUUGGCGGCGCUGUUGGCACCGUUGAGAACAUUGCCUCUGGUCCAGUCGACACUGUUACCGGCACUGCCGGCGUCAACACCCUGGCGGAAAACCUGGUCAGCAAGGUUAAGAGCGGUGCCCUCGACGCUGCUGGUGUCAAGAACGUCCUCACCACUGUCGGCCAGGCUGGUGGCCUCAACCCUACUUCUCUCACCUACGUCCUCGCGGGGCUCCUUUAA
Aspergillus lentulus is the source of this 657-nucleotide messenger RNA. RefSeq lists its product as uncharacterized. NCBI's taxonomy places the organism in Eukaryota, Fungi, Ascomycota, Eurotiomycetes, Eurotiales, Aspergillaceae. The record is from RefSeq and is a predicted model, not a curated record.